Messenger RNA from Monodelphis domestica (gray short-tailed opossum), 8909 nucleotides. RefSeq names its product zinc finger protein 557-like. Gene Ontology annotation, cellular component: nucleus. Gene Ontology annotation, biological process: regulation of transcription by RNA polymerase II. The record is from RefSeq and is a predicted model, not a curated record. NCBI's taxonomy places the organism in Eukaryota, Metazoa, Chordata, Mammalia, Didelphimorphia, Didelphidae. Gene Ontology annotation, molecular function: DNA-binding transcription activator activity, RNA polymerase II-specific; RNA polymerase II cis-regulatory region sequence-specific DNA binding.
GGCCCUGCCCUACUACGGAAGCUCGAGGAGUCACGUGAGCGAGAUUCUGGGAGGAGUGCACGUGCGUAUUCCAGCUCUGGGCUCUGUCUCCUCCGUGCUAGGGAAGCUUGCAGAGUCCGUGGGAGAGGGAAGGCAGGAAUGCACACCGGCGUGUCAGUCGUGGGGUGAGGAUCGCAGUGCACAGGCGCAACAUAGUUGGCUUCCCCUUCCCCCUCUUCACUAUAGAUUCCGGGACUCUUUUGCAGCAGAGAGGUGACUGGAGGCAGCUUGUUGAGUGGCUUGGCAUCUUGGAGUGGUGGCAGCUAUUGUCCGGUUUAGUGGCCUCAGCUUUACUGGAAGGAGAAGGUGGUAUAGGAUCUCCCCCCAAGGAAGGGAGUCCAACCCAGGAGAGUAUCCCUGCUCUGCAACCUUUCAUCCAACUCCAGCGCAGUAGUGAAGCGAGUCCUUCUCCCAGCUGGGCAGAAAGGACGUGAGUGAAGUCAGAGCAAUGAAAAAACAAAAAGGAUGGUCAAGCAUGGGAGCCAUGACCCUGACACGUCAGGAGAAGGAUAUAGCUUUUCUCCCGGUUGGCAACAUAGAAGAGAAGGAAGGAGGGACUUCUGGAGUCCUAACUGCCGGGUUUCAGGAAUCUCUGACAUUCAAGGAUGUGGCUGUGGAGUUCACCUGGGAAGAGUGGAGACACCUGGAUCCUGCCCAGAGGGCCCUGCACAGGAAUGUGAUGUUGGAGAACUAUGAGAACCUGGUCUCCAUAGGGAUUCCCGUUUCCAAACUAGAUUUGCUCUUGCUGUUGAAGAGAGAAGAUGUUCAGAAUCAAGAGGGAGAAGCUGGGACAGGAACUUCUACAGAAGGAAAGAUCAGACUUGAAGUGAAAGAGAUUUCUGCAGAGUUAAGCCUUUCUGGGGAAGAAACUCAGAAGCAAAGCUGCAUUGGUGAUGGUGCCUGUGAUUCCACUUGGAGAGAAAACUUGGAUGUACAUCAGAAAAUCCACACUGGAGGGAAACCUUACGAAUGUAAUCAAUGUGGUAAAACAUUUGCAAAGAGAGCUUCUCUUACUGUACAUCAGAGAAUCCACAAUGGAGAGAAACCUUAUAAAUGUAAUCAGUGUGGAAAAGCUUUUAUACGGAGGAGCAGUUUUACUGACCAUCAGAGCAUUCACACUGGAGAGAAACCUUAUGAAUGUAAUCAGUGUGGAAAGGCUUUUACAUACGAGUCUCGUCUUACUAUACAUCAGAAAAUCCACACUGGAGGGAAACCUUACGAAUGUAAUCAAUGUGGUAAAACAUUUGCAAAGAGAGCUUAUCUUACUGUACAUCAGAGAAUCCACUCUGGAGAGAAACCUUAUAAAUGUAAUCAGUGUGGAAAAGCUUUUAUACGGAGGAGCAGUUUUACUGAACAUCAGAGCAUUCACACUGGAGAGAAACCUUAUGAAUGUAAUCAGUGUGGAAAGGCUUUUACAUACGAGUCUCGUCUUACUAUACAUCAGAGAAUCCACACUGGAGAGAAACCUUUUGAAUGUAAUCAAUGUGGAAAGGCUUUCAGAGGUAGGAACGGUCUCAAACUACAUCAGAGAAUCCAUACUGGAGAGAAACCAUAUAAAUGUAAUCAAUGUGGAAAGGCUUUCACACAUAGGUCCGCUCUUACUGUACAUCAGAGAAUCCACACUGGUGAGAAACCUUAUGAAUGUAAUCAAUGUGGAAAGGCAUUCAGAUCUAGAAAUAGUUUGGUUACACAUCAGAGUGUCCACACUGGAGAGAAAUCUUAUGAAUGUAAUCAAUGUGGAAAGGCAUUCAGAUCUAGAAAUAGGUUGGUUACACAUCAGAGUGUCCACACUGGAGAGAAACCUUAUGAAUGUAAUCAGUGUAGAAAGACUUUUACACACAAGUUUGGUUUUAAUUUACAUCAAAGAAUCCACACUGGAGAGACUCCUUUUGAAUGUAAUCAAUGUGGAAAGGCUUUCAGAGGUAGGGACGGUCUCAUACAUCAGAGAAUCCAUACUGGAGAGAAACCAUAUAAAUGUAAUCAAUGUGGAAAGGCUUUCACAAAUAGGUCCGCUCUUACUGUACAUCAGAGAAUCCACACUGGUGAGAAACCUUAUGAAUGUAAUCAAUGUGGAAAGGCAUUCAUAUGUAGAAGGAGUAUGGUUAAACAUCAGAGAAUUCACACUGGAGAGAAACCUUAUGAAUGUAAUCAGUGUGGAAAGGCAUUCAGAUCUAGAAAUAGUUUGGUUAAACAUCAGAGAAUUCACACUGGAGAGAAACCUUAUGAAUGUAAUCUGUGUGGAAAGGCUUUUACACAGAAGUAUGGUCUUACUGUACAUCAGAGAAUCCACACUGGAUAGAAAUCUUAUGACUGUUACCAGCUUAGUAAAGUCCUCAAUCAAAAGUCAACCCUUAUUUUCCCUCAGGCACUGCCAAGUCAGUAAACAACAGUCCUUGGCGGCAGCUGUGUGGAUCCCAGCCAUACCUUUGGGAACUUUUGCUCUACUGAUGACCCUGGGGUCGCCUGCUAACUAAAGGAAGAUUGCAGGACCCUCCACUGGCCCUGGACGUGGGGCUUCAGCACAUUGAUCAGACAUGGUCCCAGGCUGUGCCUAAUGAUGGAGGAGCGCACAAGUAAGAGCAAUGGUUUUGUCUCACUUGGAAGUAAUCCAAUGCUAAGGUUUACAUAAUUGAAGCUGAAUCCCUUUCUUUUUCCCGAUUGGAAUCAUGAGUAUGAUUACUACUUCAAUUUAGGAAGAUGAGAAAUAGAGACUGCUUGGUGUCUCAUAGCAUGAGACUUCAGGGGCCUAGAAAGGAGCCUCCAUGAUCUUCAUGGUUAGGUCUAGUCAUUUAAAGGUGAUUAGGUACAAGAAAAAGAGAGUCACAUACUGAAGCCAGAGCGUGCAUUGACUACUAGGAAAGACAUCAGAAUGCAGAAUGGAGAUUGAGAUUGGGCCAGGUGUCAGCCCUGGCCUAGUCUGUUAGUGACUAAACAUUAAUGAAGCACCUACUAUAUUCUAGUCUCUGAGGACACAAAGGGAAACAAAAGACAGACAGACCCUGUUGUCAGAGAUCAGAAUCUAGUAUACAAACAUAGUGAUAGUUCAGGAAGAAAUAAAAGAUCAUGAACCUAACUUUUAAUGAUCCAGGGAAAAGAGGGUGUUUUAUGAAUGGAAAUCCAUUUAGUUAAACAGGGAAAUGAGUGAAUAGAAUUAUGAGAACAAUUCAGUUUAAGAAGGGCAGACUUGGAGAACAAAGAGUAAAAAUCAAAAUCAUAAGGAAAAAAGUAAUAUCUAGCAGUUAAAUAGCACCUACUGUGUGCAGUGCAUUUCAUCAAUAUUAGUUCAUUUGGUUCUCAUAAGAACCAUAAGGGUUAAGUGUAAUAAUUAUUCUCAUUUUACAAGUGAAGCAACUGCAAUGAGCAGAGGUCUUAUGACUUGCCUAGGGUCAUAUUACUAGCGAAUGUCUGGGAUUGGUAUGCUUCUAUCCAGUGUACCAAAAAAGUAAAAAUGCUCAUAUAUGAGUGAGGUUGAAAAUGAGAGAAGUUUACAAACUUUCUUGCUGAGGGAUGAACAUGCCUUUUUUUUGUUUGUUUUUAGCUCCUUAGCCAGUCAGCAAGAUGAAUGGCAAUUUACCGUUUAAAAUUCUUCUUACUUUCUCCAUUGUGCCACUUAACUGCGCAAUUGGAAUCGGUUGAUACGAGCAGUAGCCAUUGUUUCAGUACCAUGAAUGUAGCUGAAGCAAACACUAUGGAAGCAUUUAGAGUUUGAUCAGACAUCAACGACUCCAAGAUAAUUCACCGUGCCUGUGGGCAUUGCAAGUCAUCUUGUCUUUUGCAACAUGAGCAAUAUGGAAAUCAGUUUUAGAUGACUGCACAUAUAUAAUCUAUCUCAGAAUGCUUGCCUUCUCAAGGAGUCGGGUGAGAAAGUAGGAAUAGAGAGAAUUUGCAAUUCCAAAUUAAAAAAAGAUGCUGAGUCACCAUAGCCAAGAUAGCAGACAGAAAUCAGGGAUUUACCUCAGGUUUCUCAAAUUCUCCUCGAUAUGACUUUAAAAUAAUGUCUCAAAACAUUCUGGAACAGAAGAACUCCAAAAAGGAUGAGGUUAAAGAAUUUUUCUGCCUAGAGACUUUAGAAGGCCAGCAGGAAAGAUCACUCCCACCGUGGUGAAAGUGGAGCAAAGUCUAGCACAGGCUAACAGAAUAAUAGCAAGGCCAUGCCUUACUCUGUUAGCAGCAAAGCCAUGUGCCCUGACCCAUCAGCAGCAGGCUUUUAAGGGAACUGAAUUGGCAGAAGCUACUUCUGGAGCUCCUAUUCCACAGACAGUAAGGGGCAGGGAGAGGUCAGACAACUUAAUAGGAGAUCAAAGGUCCUUUUUCUAGCAUUGUGUGUAGGAGUCUGUUUCAUAGCUCAUAUGUAGAUUCUAGUUCUAGGCCUGGUGGCAGUCCCAAUGUAAGAAGUACCAUUAGUGACAAGCUCUAGAAGUAAUAGAAUUUGUAGCCAUUAGGGAUCUGGGAUGCUGAUCACAGUUCCAAAAUGUAAAAUAAAAGGCUGGUUAUUCACAGUCCAGAGUAGGCCAAGAGAGUAGUGAACACACCUCUUUGUACAUCACAUCACCUUGGAAGAAGUGAAAAUGUAUAGAAACACUCCACCCCAUUCAGCGCCACCUCUGAAAGCACUUACAUUUAAAAACAAAACAGGCUUCAAACAAUGCCUCCUCUACCCCAGGAGCAGACUUCAAAUUUAGCAUGAAAGUCAAGAAAUAGGUUAAGGAAUGAGCAAACAACUUUAAAAAAGCAUUUCACCAUAAAAAGUUACUGUGGUGAAAAGAAGAUCAAAACAAACUGAAAAUGACAAAGUCUCAAAGAAAAAUGUGAAUUGAUUUCAGGAACAAAAUCCUAGAAGACCUCAAAAAAGUAUUUUAAAAAUCAAAUAAGGGAAAUAGAGGGAAAUUGAGAAAAUAAUUGAGCGAUGAAUGAAAUAAAAUUUUUAAAAGGGUCCUUAGUUUGGUAAAAGAGGCACUAAAAAUACUGAAUAAAAGGAUGUUAAAAACAAUAGACCAAAUGGUGAAAAGGGCACAAAAAUCUGUUAAAAAAAGGAACUUCUUUAAAAUCAAAAUUAGCCAAAUGGAAAAAAGAUAUAAAAAAUGUACUGAAGAGAACUUCUUAAAAAGUAGAGCUAGUCAAAUGGAAAGUAGAACUACAAAAGUUAAAUGAAGAAAAUAAUUUCUUAGAAAUUAGAAUUGGGCAAGUGGAAGCUAAUUCCUCCAAGAGAUUUUAUGAAAUAAAAUUUAAAUAAAAAGAAUACGUAAAUAGAAAAAAACUGAAAUAUCUCAUUGGAAAAAUGACUGACCUUGAAUCGAUGCAGGAGUAAUAACUGAAUGACUGUACAACCUGAAAAGCAUGAUUUAAAAAAAAAAAAAAAGCUAAAUUCCAGGGCUCCCAGAUUAAGCAGGAAAUACAGCAAACAAUCCUCUGAAUUGAAACAAAAUUCAAAUAUUGUGUAGCCACAGUCAUUAUACCACAACAUUUAGCAGCUUUGAUAUUUAAUGACUGGUUAAUGUCGAAUAUGAUAUUCCAGAGUGUAAAGGAACUAGGAUCACAACCAAGCAUCAUCCACCCAGUAAUACUGAGUACAAACAUUCAUGAAGAAAAAAGGAAUGUUUAGUGAAAUAGAGUUCUUCUUAAGUAUUUUUUUGUGAAAGGGACAGAGCUGAAAAUAAAAUCUGAUUUUCAAAUAUAAGUCUCAAGAGAUGCAUAAAAGGAAAGGAAAUCCUAGAGCAAUCAGUAAAUUUAAGCUGCUUACGUUCCUUCAUGAAAAGAUGACAUUUGUAAUUCCUAGGAACCUUAUCAUUAUUAGGGCAGUUUGUAGGGCAUGGGUAUGAGUUUACUAUAAUGAGAUGAAUGCAUUAAAAUAUUAAGGGGUGAGAUGGAUGUAUUGGAAGGAGGGAAGGGAAAAGUCAAAUGGGUUAGUUUUCUCACAAAAAAGAGUCAAAAGAGCUUUUGAAGUGGGGGAUUAGGUGGAGUUGUGGAGAAGAAUUUAUAUUUUAUUGAAAAUUGGCUCAAAGGGCAAAUAGAAUAUACACAACUGAGUAUAGAAAUACCCUUUGCCUUGUAAGAGAAUAGGGAAAGGGGAUGAGAAAAGAGAAUUGGUUAAGUGGAAAAGGCAGUAGUCAGAAGCAAAACACUUUAGAAUGAAUAGAAUGAAAGGAGAAAAGCAAGUAAGAUAAACGGGAAAAAAGGAUAGGAAAAAUAUUCAGUUAAUCCUAAGGUAAAAAAGUUUACAGCAAGUUUCUCUAAACAUGAAGAAUAUAUAUGUAUAUUUAGGAAAAUGAAAGUUAAAAUACCUUAGGUACUUACCUUACACCUAUCUGAUUGGCUAAUUUGAGAGAAACAAAAAUAACAAAUGGGGGAAAUUUGAGAUGCUUAUGUAUUGUUGGUGGAACUAUGAACUGAUUCAAACAUUCAUGGGAACAAUUUAGAAGCUUGCUCAAAAGUUUCUAAAACUAUGCAAUAUCAUGACCAGGUCUGUAGCCCAAAGUUAUCUUUUUUGGGGGAAAAAAGGUCUAUUUGUACAAAACUUUCUAGCAGUUCAUUUUGUGAUGGCAAAGAAUUGGAAAUUGAGGGGAUGCCCAUCAAUUGGGGAAUACAUGAAGUUUUGCUAUAAUGAUUAUGACAGAAUACUAUUCUGCAAUAAGAUGAUGAAGAUAAUUUCAGAAAAAAACUUGAAAAGCCUUUAAUGAACUGAUUCAAAGUAAAGUGAGCAGAAUAUGGAGAACAUUGUACACAGUAGUUGCAAUAUUAUUCAGUGAUCAAGUGUGAAUGAAUUAACUAUUCUUAGCAAUACAAUGAUCCAAGACAAUUCUGAAGGACCCUGGAUAAAAAAUGCUACUCCCAAAGAAAACUGAUGGAGUCUGAAUGAAGAUCAAAGUCUUCCUUGAUUAGAUUUGCUUUUGUCAGGUCUUGGAAUGCAGGGGGAAAAAGAAUGGCUCAAAUUCUCUUGAACUGGAGACUCAAAUCAUGUUACUUCAAGAAGCAUUUCUCAACCAGUUCUCUUUUAUAAAGCACCUACUAAGGGCCAGACAGUAGACUAUGUGCUAAGGAUUAAAAGAAAAAAAAGGAUGAAAUGAUAACUCCCUGGAGGACCUUGCAUUUUAUUGGUUUAUGUCAACAAGCAUUUAUUAAACAUUUCGACACCAAGAAAUACUAGGCUCUGGAGAUACCAGGCUUUGAUUAAAAGGAAAAACCAGAAACAAGUUGCAAAAACUAAAUUCCGUCAAAUCCCAGCAGGCCCACAUGUGCAUUUCCAUUUCUACUAUUGAGGUCUUAGGUCUCAGAAAGGCUUAUUAAGUCCUGCAGCAGACGUGAGAGCCAAAAUAGGGAGCCUGUCGAAGAGCCUCGAAGAGCUUUUACUUCUAUAAACUUGAAACAUAGGAAUUAGGAAACAAUGGUUGAGGUACUUCCCAGAUAAAGCUCAUGGGCUGCUAAAAGGUCUAGCUCAGAAAUUUCCUCAUUUCGAUCUCUGGAGCUCCUGAAAAGCUUCUGGGGUCAACAUGAGUUGUAGGUGCUGAAUAAGCAACAAAUCUGGACCCAGAGCCAUAAACAAGUCCAGUCUCGAAGCUACACAGGACAAGAGAGUUUCCAACAAAGCAAUCUGGUUUUCCCACAGGUUCUAAAUAUGCUUCAAGGAGAAGAUGUCCACAAAGGCAUGCCAAACCUCAACAGCAUCAUCGUAGAGUCAGGCUGGCUCCAGAGCUCCCUCCUGAAUUUCACAGGUUGGGUUUUCCAUAUGCUAUCUCAGAAAUGAGGCAAGUCUAAGCAGGGGCUUUCUAAAGGUAUCAGAAAUAGAUCCAAGCUUCCAUCUUCCCCCAGUGAUAACAUUAACAAGGUUCUUUAGCAAGAGUUGUUUUCUGGUAAAAAGCAAAGGGAAUGUUGGCUCUGCCUUUUCCCCAUCAAUUAUCCUUAUUGGGAAGACUACUACAAAUGAUCUCAUGUAAUCUUGUGCUCUAGGCCUUUCCAUCUACUUUCCCUUUGAUAUUUGAUUGAUUUUUUUUCUUCAUGCCUAAAAGGAGAUAAACAACUUUCUCCUUCCAGAUUGAAUCCUUUUGGUGACAAACAAACCAAACCAGAGACAGUGAAUUCAGUCUCAUGGGCACAUCUCUCAGUGGGGGUAACCUACCCUGGGAGUCAAGUUCUGAUCCUCUGGGGAAGAGGGAGGUCUGAGACAGCCACUGUUUGAUAAAAUUGCUCAGAGAUCUUCUUGUGUCAGUCUUCCUAUUGACACUACUGGAAGCACUGAGUAUGAAUAAUAUAGACUGUAUGUGGUUCUACUGGCUCCAUCCAUUUCUUGCUAGAUGGGUACAAUGAGCAGUAAUUGGACUCCCACCCUAUUUGAGUAGCCCUUUACCCCUCCUAAAUCCAUGAUUUUACCCCUAGUCAGUAUAAUCCAGUUUAAAGACAUUCCAUAAGGUGGCUGAUUAUUUCUUGUGUAUUAAAAUAUAUUAUUGUACAUUGAGUCAGUUAAGGAUAAUCAACUAAUCCCAAUAUGUGUAACACAAUUCAUUAUAAGUGGGCAAGGAAGACUCCCAGACCUCCAGCCUGGAUGGUCUUAGUACUGUAGGAUAGAAAUCUUCUAAUGGGUUGGAAGGUCCCUGCAAAAUGUAAAAUGUCCCCUAGUUAGGAGUCUGUUGCCCAACAUUUGGGUGGGAUUCUGCCUGCUCUGUACUUAUAUUUGUAAGCCCAUUACUCAACAAUAGGUGUGGAGUUCUACUAGCCCUUUACUUUGUGAACCCCAGAGUGACUGUGGGAUCCCCAAGGAGAUUCUGUACUAUCCCAUCUGAACUGUCUGGGACUUAAGGAUUAUAAAAAUUGACUCUGAGCAUAAGGCAGUCUCAGAUAGUGGCCAGGUCCCUUUAAUAAAAAGUAAUUGGCUCAGA